This is a messenger RNA of Closterium sp. Naga37s-1, 1131 nucleotides long. The record is from the annotation of a GenBank genome assembly. NCBI's taxonomy places the organism in Eukaryota, Viridiplantae, Streptophyta, Zygnematophyceae, Desmidiales, Closteriaceae.
AUGGGACAUGUUCGCCCAGCCGUUCACUUCCUCCCCCCCCCCCCCCCCUACUCCCCCCCCCCUCUCCCUCCCCUUUUCCUCCUUCCGUGGCCGCUCACUCUCCCGCCUGGCGGUUCUCUUUGUGAUUUCUUCCUUCCUGCCCGUUCUCUACCCCCUCAUGUGCUUCCUUCGUCCCUGCUGAUUCUCUCCCCCCUCUGCGAUUCCUUCACCACCCGCUCUCUCUCCAUCUCUGUGUUUCCUUUCCUCCUUGCCCUUUCUCCCCCCUUUUGUGUGCUUCCUUCUUCGCUGCCCGUUCUCCCCCCCCCCCCCCCCCCCCCCGCCAUGCUGCGAUUGUUGCUUCACUGCCUGUUCUCGAAACCCCCUGGUGCUUCAUUCCUUCCCGGUUUCUUUCCCCCAGUAUUUCUUUCUUCCCUGCCCAUUCCAACCACCCCCCUCCUCUGUCCCCCCUCCCCCCUCCCCCCUCCCUCUCGUGCUUCCUCCUUACCCGCCCAUUCCCUUCCCUCCCCUGUGCUUCUUUUUCCCCACCCGUUCUCUCUUCCCCACUCUAGAUUUCCUUCUUCCUGCCCGUUCACUCUCUCAAUUUCUGUUUCUUUUAUCCCUGCCUGUCACCUUCCCCUACUGUGUUUCCUUCUUCCCUGCCAUUCUCGCUCCCACCAGGCCUACUGCCCUUCUAAGAUCGGCUGCAUGCCUCCAGGCGUCAAGUGCAACGGGCAUCUCUCCCCCAAUCUGCGUUUCCCUCUUUCCUGCCCGUUCCCUUUCCCCCUGUCUAAUUUCUUCACCCCUGCCCGUACUCAUCCCCACCAGGCCUAUUGCCUGUCUAAUAUCGGCUGCAUGCCCCCAGGCGGCAAGUGCAACGACGUGGCCUACUGCCCAUCUAAGAUCGGUUGCAUGCCCCCAGGCGGCGAGUGCAACGGCGUGGCCGACUGUGCGGACGGCAGCGACGAGGGACCGCAAUGCCCCGGGUACCAAGGCGGCUCAUCCGGCAGUGGCACGUCAACAAACAGCACUGCCCCCAGCACCAACGGUGGCGGAUCCUCUGACACGUCAACUAAUGGCACUGCUCUUGGUGGUGGGUUCGGAGGCGAAGGCGGGUCGAUGACGGGAGGCGGGUCGGGGACCCUGUUGUAUUGA